GUUAACCAAGCUGCUCCAGGUGUUAACCGUGCUGCUCCAGGUGUUAACCAAGCUGCUCUAGGUGUUAACCAAGCUGCUCCAGGUGUUAACCGUGCUGCUCUAGGUGUUAACCAAGCUGCUCUAGGUGUUAACCAAGCUGCUCUAGGUGUUAACCGUGCUGCUCUAGGUGUUAACCAAACUGCUCUAGGUGUUAACCAAGCUGCUCUAGGUGUUAACCGUGCUGCUCUAGGUGUUAACCAAGCUGCUCUAGGUGUUAACCGAGCUGCUCUAGGUGUUAACCAAGCUGCUCUAGGUGUUAACCGUGCUGCUCUAGGUGUUAACCAAGCUGCUCUAGGUGUUAACCGAGCUGCUCUAGGUGUUAACCAAGCUGCUCUAUGUGUUAACCAAGCUGCUCUAGGUGAAUUAACCAAGCUGCUCCAGGUGUUAACCAAGCUGCUCUAGGUGUUAACCAAGCUGCUCUAGGUGUUAACCAAGCUGCUCUAGGUGUUAACCGUGCUGCUCUAGGUGUUAACCAAGCUGCUCUAGGUGUUAACCGUGCUGCUCUAGGUGUUAACCAAGCUGCUCUAGGUGUUAACCAAGCUGCUCUAGGUGUUAACCAAGCUGCUCUAGGUGUUAACCAAGCUGCUCUAUGUGUUAACCAAACUGCUCUAGGUGUUAACCAAACUGCUCCA
Molecule: messenger RNA, 671 nt
Organism: Coregonus sp. 'balchen'
Lineage: Eukaryota; Metazoa; Chordata; Actinopteri; Salmoniformes; Salmonidae
Source: the annotation of a GenBank genome assembly